Messenger RNA from Triticum dicoccoides, 906 nucleotides. Its product is annotated as chaperone protein dnaJ 11, chloroplastic-like. The record is from RefSeq and is a predicted model, not a curated record. The transcript has a single exon. Bases 92 to 511 code for a protein of 139 amino acids. Lineage: Eukaryota; Viridiplantae; Streptophyta; Magnoliopsida; Poales; Poaceae.
CAGCUCUCUCCUCAACGAGGACGAACAACAGUGCAACGAAGAAGUACUCUGCUUUUGGAUCAAGAACUCAAGAACACAGAUCGGGCAAUCGAUGGCUACGUUCGUGACGUCGUCGCCGGUGGUGAUGGGGUCGGCUCGCCCCGGGCGGGCGACAGGGGCUCGGCGGUGCAUGGUGGCGCAUGCGUCCGUGACGAUGGCGGCACCGACGGUGGUGGCCACGGGGAGGACGCACUACGAGGUGCUCGGGCUGGGCGCCGGGGCCAGCAGGGGCGAGAUCAAGUCUGCGUACCGGCGCCUUGCCAGGGAAGUGCACCCUGACGCCGUCCGAGGUGGCGGCGACGAGGGGUUCAUCCGGCUGCACGCGGCCUACGCCACGCUCGCUGACCCCGACGAGCGCGCUCGCUACGACCGGGACGUGACCUGCCGCGCCGCGGGGAUGAUGAUGCGGCGGGCGGCCGCGGCCGGGCCGGCGUUCCGGCGGAGGAUGUGGGAGACCGACCAGUGCUGGUAGGACGUACGACCUGGCAAACGCGGCUGCCCUCCGGGGCCCCAACCGGCGGCCUCCCGGUUGGCGGCACGGCGCUGGAUUGGACGUCCUCAAGACAAUCGUGCACCGUACGAUCAGGAUUGGACGGCAAGAGGCGUUUCUAAAGAUCUCUUGUGCGUCCGGUCAGCAAAAUGCAAAUAUGUAAAUUAAUUCCCAAAUUAAUUAGCUAGCUACUGUAAAUUAACAGCCAAAGGAUAUAUGGUAGCUCUCUUUGGUAAUAGAAGGAAUUAGUUACCUCCAUGUCGCUCGUUUCUUUUUCGGAAGUAGUCUCUUUGAUUCUGCACGAAACUAAGUACCACGGUACCACAAUCCAUGUCAGUCAUUUCUGAAGGAUGCCAUGUCAUAGUUUUGGAUAGGCA